Molecule: messenger RNA, 1034 nt
Organism: Rhizophagus irregularis DAOM 181602=DAOM 197198
Lineage: Eukaryota; Fungi; Glomeromycota; Glomeromycetes; Glomerales; Glomeraceae
Source: RefSeq, a predicted model, not a curated record
UUUUAACAAAAUUUUUAAAUAAUAUGUACAAUGUCAACAGGAAGGUAUUCAAAGACAAUUUUACCGUUAUUAAUUAUAGGAGGAACAACCGCAAUUAUUAGUGGUGGUAUAGCUAUAUUAUAUUCCGUUCAACGUAAUUUAAUUUAUACUCCUAAUUAUCCUGAAGGCUCAAGAAAGCAUGUACCUAAACCUUCUGAAUAUGGUAUACCUUAUACACCUGUCAUUUUAACUACACAAGAUAACGUUAAAAUUCGAAUUUAUGUUUGUAAAAGACAUACCGAUGAUGAAGCAAGUUCUCGUCCUACCGUUUUAGUGUUUCAUGGAAAUGGAGGGAAUAUGGGUCAUCGAUUACCCAUAGCUGAAAGAUUUUUCAAGGAUUUUAAGUGUAAUGUUGUAAUGGUUUCUUACAGAGGAUAUGGCCGCAGCGAAGGAACACCUACAGAGAAUGGUCUUUGUUUAGACGCUAAGGCUGUUUUAGAAUAUAUUAGACAAGAUGAGAUUCUAAGAUAUACAAAAUUAAUAGUAUAUGGACAAGCACUUGGUGGAGCUGUAGCAAUUGAUUUGAUAGCAAAAAAUGAAGCAAAAAUUGAUAUAUUAAUAUUAGAAAAUACCUUUCUCAAUAUUCCAAAGAUCCUUCCAAAAAUAUUUCCAAAUUUUAAUUUUCUCUGUUCAGAAAUUUGGCCAUCUGAACAAAAUAUAAAAAAAAUUAAAACGAUUCCAAUAUUAUUUUUAUCGGGUAAAAAAGAUGAAAUUAUACCACAAUACCAUAUGAAAACAUUAUUUGAAUUAGCUCGAACUAGUAGUGGUAAAGAAUGGAUCGAAUUUAGUGAUGGUAGUCAUUUAGACACAGUUUUACAACCAAAUUAUUUUCAAUAUGUUGGUCAAUUUCUUCAAAAACAUAUUAUUGGUUGGAAAGUUUGGUAAUAUGAGUUUUAAUAAAUUUGAGUCGACGCUUAUUGGUCCAUGUCGUAGAAAUCGAAUGAAUAUCUCUGUCGAUCGUGUCGAUCGUGGACACGUUUUUUGUUUGUUAUCUA